This is a messenger RNA of Benincasa hispida (wax gourd), 1218 nucleotides long. The record is from RefSeq and is a predicted model, not a curated record. Lineage: Eukaryota; Viridiplantae; Streptophyta; Magnoliopsida; Cucurbitales; Cucurbitaceae.
AUGGAUGCUGUAGUCGGGGUGGUAGUGGAGUAUACAAUUGGACCCAUUUUGCAUCAACUAGGUUACCUCUUUCGUUACAAUGGAAAUAUCAAGAAACUUCAAGAGAAACAUAGAACUCUCGAGACUACUAAAGAUACCGUGCAAAUUUUGGUUAGUCAAGAUAAAGGCAAAGGGAAUGCAAUUUUCAAUGAAGUUACGAAGUGGUUGGAUAAUGUGAAGGAAGUUUCGGACAUGACAAAACAAAAUGAAGAACUUAAUCCCUCGUGCUUUAAUUUUGUCAAACGACAUCAAUUAUCUAGAAAAGCAAAGAAGAUGGUGGAAGAUAUUGCUGAACUCAUAAAUGAAGGAAGACAGUUUAAUAAAGAUAAUAUUGAUUAUCCUGUACCUUCUUCAGAUAUUAAUUGUCCUACCAUCCCUACAGAUUAUCAAAUUAUUGAGUCAAGAACUUUACUGGUUGAAAACAUUAAAGAUGCACUUGCAAAUCCUAAUGUGAACAAACUUGGAGUAUGUGGUAUGGCAGGUGUUGGGAAAACUUCGUUGUUGAAUGAAGUUAAGAAGUUAGUGUUGGAAAGCAAUCUGUUUGAUCGAGUGAUUCAGGUGGAAGUGGGUCAAUCUAAGAAUGUAAUCGACAUUCAAGAAGAAAUUAGAGGUGCAUUAAAUAUGCAAUGUGGGAAGAUAACAGCAUCUCUCCUACAGACUCAUAUUACUGAGAGGAAAGAGAAUAUCUUGUUUAUGUUUGAUGAUUUGUGGAAGGAUUAUGAUCUUGAAAAAGAGUUUGGAAUUCCUUGUCGUUCAGAAUCAAGGACGGAAGGGUGUAAGAUACUUAUGACAAGUCGUUCUCGACAUACAUUAACAAAUCAAAUGAAUAUAGAAAAGUUGUUCGAGCUGAAUUCUCUAACUAAAAAAGAGUCUUGGAAGUUUUUCAUCGCAAUAGUUGGUGAGUGUGUUGAAGAUGGAUAUAUACAACAAAUAGCAAAGGAUAUAGUUAAUGAAUGUGGAGGAUUACCGAUUGCACUUAAAAUUAUGGCAAAAGCAUUGAAGGAAAAAAGAGUAGAGAUAUGGAAGGAUGCUCUCAAGAAAUUGAAAAAUCCAGUUGUAGUGAAUACUGCAGGAGUUAGUGACCAAUUGUAUUCUUGUCUUCAAUUCAGUUAUGAUUCAAUAGAAAACGGACUUCAAAAGAUGGGGAGAGAAGGUAAAGUACAAAAAGAAAUUGAUUAA